ACCCAAGACAAUCCUUAUAGCAUGUGGGUUAGACCGACUGCAAGAUUUGGAUUGAUGACACAACAGCACCAUUCGGGUAGAGGAAAUAGUGGAGUAACAGCAAGCAAUUUUGCAAGUGCUUGGUUGCACUAGUUUAGAACAAAAGUCGUGACCUAACACUUUGCAUGAGGGACAUAAAAGUCCGUGGCAUCCGCAUUUGGGCCACGAUGAUGCAUGCUACAGUUGAUGGAGACUUCGAAGCAGACGAGUCCCAGUAUUUAUUAUCAGAUACAGACGCUGACACAAGAACAGUUACGAUGACGGGAACACAACGGCUCUGCUGCCUGUCUUUCUGCAUUCGCAAUUUUUGUGCACGAUUAUGUGAGGGCCUUGUGAGCUGUUGCAUUCGACGUCGGCAACUCUCAUCAAGAUCAAUACACAUCGGCUACCAAACAGCCGAAAAGUUUCCACCAAAUGUUAUCAGAAAUCAAAAAUUCAAUUUCUUCACUUUCAUCCCACUGGUUCUCUUUGAACAGUUCAAGUUCUUCUUGAACCUAUACUUUCUAGUAAUGGCUACGUCACAGUUUAUCCCAGAACUACGAAUUGGAUAUCUUUAUACGUAUUGGGGUCCUUUAGGUUUUGUCAUCCUCGUCACCAUGAUUCGUGAAGCUGUUGAUGAUGUCAGAAGACGACAAAGGGACAAUGAAGUCAACCAGCAGAAAUACAAGAAGUUAACGCCACAUGGAGGAUCUAGAACUGUAACAAGUGCUAAUAUUAAAGUGGGCGAUUUAAUAUUUGUGGAGAAGGACCAACGUGUGCCUGCGGACAUGGUGUUUCUUCGCACAACAGAGGCCAAUGGUGCCUGCUUUAUCCGUACUGACCAGUUAGACGGAGAAACGGACUGGAAGCUAAGGUUGGCAGUUCCUGUUACUCAGAAACUAGAGACAAAUGAGGAGCUGUUCAACAUGAAUGCUAUGGUUUAUGCUGAAAAGCCACAGAAAGAUAUUCACAACUUUAUCGGGACAUUCACCAAGCAUGAUACAGAUACAGAAGAGUCACUGAGUGUGGAGAACACAGUCUGGGCAGGGACAGUUGUUGCCUCAGGAAGGUUGCUAGGACUCGUUGUUUACACUGGAUGUGAAACACGCUCUGUCAUGAACAAUGCUGCUCCCAGGUCCAAGACGGGACUUCUGGAUUUGGAAAUAAACAACCUCACAAAGCUUCUCUUUGUAGCUGUGUUGGGCCUGACCGUUGUGAUGAUGUGCCUAAAAGGGUUUGGUGGGCCUUGGUACCGCUACUUUUUCCGUUUUCUGCUCUUGUUUUCGUACAUCAUUCCCAUCAGUUUACGUGUGAAUCUGGAUGUGGGAAAGGCCUUCUACUCCUGGGUCAUCCAACGUGACCAGGAGAUGCCAGGAACUGUUGUCCGUACAACGACAAUACCUGAGGAGCUAGGGCGAAUUAAUUACCUUUUAACUGACAAGACAGGGACUCUUACACAGAAUGAGAUGGUGUUCAAAAUCCUUCAUCUUGGCACAGUAGCUUAUGGGACAGAUACUUUUGAUGAGGUUCAGGCACAUGUCAACACCUUCUUCUGCAAAGAUGCAAGUAGUGCUGGUGCCUCUGGCACACCCACUCGCAUGAGGCGAACAGUUGUGACUCGUGUUGGAGAAGCUGUCAAAGCCCUUGCUCUGUGCCACAAUGUCACUCCUGUAUAUGAGGAUGGAUCUGGCCAGCCUCCAGAGGAAUCACAGAACGGAGAUCAGCCUCACACUGUUCUCUAUCAAGCCUCCAGCCCUGAUGAAGUGGCCCUUGUGAAGUGGACAGAGAGCGUUGGUCUCCCUCUUGUCCACCGCGACCUCACCACCCUCACCCUCCGCACCACAAGUGGCAAGCUCCUAACCUACACUGUGCUGCAGAUCUUCCCCUUCACUUCUGAGACCAAGAGAAUGGGCAUUAUUGUCAGGGAGGAGCUGACUGGUGAGAUUGUCCUUUAUAUCAAAGGUGCAGACACAGUGAUGGCAUCAAUGGUUGAGUAUAAUGACUGGCUUGAGGAAGAGUGUACCAACUUGGCUCAGAAAGGUCUACGUACUCUGGUGGUGGCAAGGAAGGUCCUCACACCAGAGCAGUACACACAGUUUGAGCAACGCUAUAAUGCUGCAAAAUUGAGUGUAACAGAGAGAGGAAGUCGUGUAGCUGCUGUUAUUGAGACUUUGGAGUGUGAUCUCGAACUGCUGUGUUUGACUGGGGUAGAGGACAAACUGCAGAACAAUGUUAAGCAGACACUUGAGUUGUUGAGAAAUGCUGGUAUGAAGAUCUGGAUGUUGACUGGAGACAAGCUUGAGACAGCCACCUGCAUUGCCAAGAGUUCACGCCUUGUUUCCCCCAACCAAGGGCUGCAUGUCAUGGGCAAUGUGUCCACACGAAGAGAGGCGCACUUGGAGCUGAAUGCCCUUAGAAGGAAAAGUGAUUCUGCUCUUAUUAUAAAGGGUGAUGCCUUAGAGACCUGCCUUCAGUACUACGAGCAUGAGCUGAUGGACCUUGCUGUACAGUGCCCAGCAGUUGUGGUGUGCCGAUGCUCACCAACUCAGAAAGCGGCGGUGGUACGUCUCAUUCAGAGACACACAGGGAAGCGCACAGCAGCUGUAGGGGAUGGAGGCAAUGAUGUCUCCAUGAUCCAGGCAGCAGAUGCUGGGAUUGGUAUUGUGGGCAAGGAAGGUAAACAGGCAUCCUUAGCAGCUGAUUUCAGCAUUGACCAGUUCCAGUACAUAGCCCGCCUUUGCUUGGUCCACGGCCGUGAUUCUUACAAGAGAUCAGCUGCUCUCUCCCAGUUUGUGAUGCAUCGUGGUCUUAUCAUCUCAACCAUUCAAGCUAUAUUUUCAUCAAUCUUCUACUUUUCAAGUGUUGCUCUCUACCAGGGCUUCUUGAUGGUAGGAUAUGCAACUGUGUACACCAACUUCCCUGUGUUCUCUCUUGUGCUGGAUAGAGAUGUGUCUCCAAACAUUGCUCUUACUUACCCAGAGCUGUACAAGGACUUAACCAAAGGAAGAUCACUGUCCUACAAGACCUUUUUCAUAUGGGUGCUUAUCAGUAUUUACCAGGGAAGAGUGUUGAUGUACGGUGCAAUGUUGCUGUUUGAAGACGAAUUGAUCCAUGUUGUUAGCAUCAGCUUCACAUCACUAAUCCUGACAGAACUUUUGAUGGUGGGGCUGACAGUGCGCACAUGGCACCCACUGUUAGCCAUGAUCGUAGCCCACUUCCUCUCUCUUGGCUUCUAUGCCUUGUCCAUCAUCUUCAUGCAUUAUUUUGACUGGAAUUUCAUCAAAUCCAAGGACUUCUUCUGGAAGGUGGUGGUGAUCACCCUAGUCUCUUGCUUGCCACUUUACAUCCUCAAGUUCCUCCGUCGACGUUUCACGCCCCCAACCUACUCCAAGCUGGAGGAGCUGAACACCUUCGGCAGCACCAACAUGACACAACCACAGCCAUAGGGUUGUGCCACCUUCCACCUCUAAGGCGUGGCCAGUGGAGGGGGGGACAGAACACUUGAGAGAAACAUUAUGGAAUCAAAACAUGAUGUGGUAGGCUUGGAGCAGAAAGGCCCUGGGAUGGGAUCAGUAAUGCUGUCUGAAUGCAGAAUUUUGAUCGAAAUGAUCAGCAUAAAUUAUGAAAUUCAUAUAUAUGGUUUCUGUUCCAUUUAGAAAGGGUGAUUGUGUUUUGAUAUGGAGCUUUAUAUAUUUAUAUUAAUAUUUAUAUCUGUAAUUAUAUUGUAUAAUGUAAGGGAGUCCAUUGCAAUAGCAAGUAUGUAUGCUUUAUAGUAGUACUCAUUCUCACUAUAUGCUUUUCCCCUACUUUUAUUUUUUCUAGAUAUAUUUUGCUUCAGAAAAGAAAAUAUUCACUUACACUCUUUGCAGCAUCCUUUGCGCUCUGUGCAUCAUUCUCAUUCCAGUUAAUUCCAUUUAAAUGCACACUUCUGUACACUCCUCACUUCGUCCUUUCUCUUGUGUUGCUUUGCUUCCUUCUUUGAGCUCUCUUCCCUGAGUGAUUCUUCUUCUGUUGGACACAUUUUAAUAUUUCUCUUUGAUGAAAAGCAUUGGUUUAUAAACACAAGAAGAGUUCAUAUUAUUUUGACUUGAAAGCAAGUUUCCAGGAAGCAAAGUCUUCCUUAGAGGGAAUAGCUAAUUCAUAAUGUUUUAUUGUUUCUCUCUCGAUGUCUUUUUGCCUUUAAAGACUUAAGUUGUUUGGUAUUUUGGUUGUGGUGUUGCAGUUCAAGAAAACUAUUGCAAUGCAAUUUGCUAUGGAACAAGAUUUUGAUAGGUAAAUACCCUAUGGUGUAUAAAGAGAGUUUAAUACACUUGAUUUAUAUGAUGAUGUGCUGAUAGUGUGUUUUGAUGGUUAAUAUAUCAUAUUUCUUGUAUUUCAAUUCAUAUUUAGGUAGAGCAGAGCACAUUCUGUGCUUUCACAGAAGAAAAAAGUUUAAAGUUUUACUAACAUGAACACUAUUUUUGAUCCAUGGUGUAUCUGAUUAUUUAUUUUUUUAUGUUACAUUUAUUUUAUUCAGUGAAUUUUAAGGAUCUUGGAAGAAAUGUAAAUGCUUUGUUUCUUCUUUUUCAUUCUUGAUUUUGUUUUCUCUUUCCAUUUGUUUUCCUUUGUUAUUUUUCUUUUUUUCAUUUCCAAUAUCUUUUUUUAUGCUUGUUUGGUUUUCUUUUUUCUCUCACCUCUAAAUCUUUUCUCAUUUCCAUCAAUUUCUUGCCUAUUUUUUAUUAUUAUUUUGUCUUUCAAUUUGUAUCCUACUUUUUCUUUUUCUUUUCCACUCUAUUGAAAUUUUGUUUUAUCCCUUUGUCAGUUCCACUGGUUUUAUUUUCUACUUUUUCUUUAGUUCAUGUUUUUUAUCAUAUAUAUAUAUUUUUUUCCAGUAAGAUGUCAUUCCAUCCUCCUCCUCCUCCUCCUCCUCCUCCUCCAUCUUAGCAUAGAUAACUGCGUACAGGUGCCUUUACAAUUGCUUAUAGAGUAAGAAUGGAUUUCAAAGAAAUAUCAUAAAAGUGCCAGAUACUUGUUGAUUUUUAAAAAGGGCAGAGCUUGUUAACAUAAGGAGGUAAUUAGUUUGUUAAUACAGGAGUUACAUGGACGGCCAGUAAGGAGGAAGGUACUAAUGCUUGCUGAGUAUAUACAUUUAUGUGCGUUAUUCACAUUCUUGUCUUUAUAUUACUAGUCAGAUAUUUGUUGUUUUUUUCUCAUAGCUCUAGCUAAUAAAACUUCUCUUGGUAUUCUCAGUUUAGGUAAAUAAAGAGAGUGCUUGAAGAUUAAUUAUAUAAUGUGCUGUCCAAAAUGACAAUAAAAAUUACUAUAUC
Messenger RNA from Penaeus vannamei (Pacific white shrimp), 5324 nucleotides. Lineage: Eukaryota; Metazoa; Arthropoda; Malacostraca; Decapoda; Penaeidae. The record is from RefSeq and is a predicted model, not a curated record.